Molecule: messenger RNA, 2154 nt
Organism: Vespa mandarinia (Asian giant hornet)
Lineage: Eukaryota; Metazoa; Arthropoda; Insecta; Hymenoptera; Vespidae
Source: RefSeq, a predicted model, not a curated record
AUGAAGGUGAUCGGUUGGACAUGUUGGCUCUUGGCCAUGUGUAUCUGUUUCUCCGAGGCAAGGAAUAAAUUAAGAAGACCGCCUCUAGCCCCUUUGCCUCAUGCACCACCGAUAUUCAAGAAAUCAUGGCCUAUUGGGCCUAGAAUUUCAAUGGGAAACACGAUACACAUUGGUGGAAAUUUUCCUCAUAAAAGAAUAUCUUAUAAACCUCCAAAUUAUAGGAUUAGACGACCUCCGACGUUCAAUAUUCUUCCUACUACCUGGAAAACUCAAAUGCCAGUUCUCGGGAUUUUGAACAAUCAUGCUGUACUUCCGCAACGUCCACCAGUCAAAGAAUUUCAUACGAUGAAUCAAGUUCCAGAAUAUAGUCCAGAAUAUAGACCUGAACCAAUGAUAUUGCCACCGACUCAUCGAGGUAACCUCGACGACGAUAAGGGUCCUAUUCAUACGAUACCUGCACCUAAUCUGAGCCCAGCCGAUAAGCCUUACAAUUCUGAUGCUAAUUCUGGACAAAAGGCCAUUUCUCAGCAUCAAUAUAGUAACGAUCUCAAUUAUAAUCUCAAUCUACAAGGUAAUACAUUGGCAAAUGAUUUUGGAUUAGCGACUAUUGGCACUAGCUUGGCACCUCAACGAACUGUAACUAGUCCAACGCCUAUUCAACAUCAAUAUGAAGUUACAGAGGACAAUGAUCUAGCUCAAAAGGAAUAUCAUACAGUCCAACCGACAUUUUUCACUCCGGAAUUCGAUGUAACCAGGCUGGCUACGGUAGUCAAUCCCGAUCUACAAACCAACGAAGUUUUCCUCAAUCAUCCACCCAUAACCAACACGGGCCUAGCGAAUAUUCAGUUUGGUCAAACUGACACACCAAUGCAAACAAACUUGCGCAGUUCUCUUCACGUUGGCUUCCCUGGUACCGCCACUCAAGCAGCCAAUACGAUUGGCAAUCAAAUUCCUGAUUUACACGUUGGACAUCCGGCACCAGCUGGACCACCUUUAUCCGCUACUCAACUUUACGAACUCUUGAACAGCUUCCCGAAUAAACUUACGGAACAAUACACAGCAGUUCAGCAACCUCAGUUACAACAACAUUUACUACAACAACAACUUGGCCAACUUCUUCAGCCCAACGGAGUCACGAGUUUCUCUCAACCACAGAUGCAUUCCUUUAACUACGAUGAACAAGAUAAUCAGCAGCAGCAACAGCAGCAACAACAGCAUCAACAAUUACAACACGAACAACAACAGAUAUUAUUAGAUCCAAAUUUCGCAUCUGGUAGAGUCACUGCGGAUUACAAUUUGGAGGCAGAACCUUCGAAUAUACAACAGACUGAUAUACAGUCUGACGAGGAAUUAAGCUAUACUGCUGAAGUACCGAUUGAACAAACAGAAAAUAAUAUUGAUUAUGAGGAAACGAAUAAUCGGGCUGGACAAUCCACGUAUUUUAGCAAAGUUACCAAUAACGGAGGAUUAUCGACACAAUUUUACACAUCUUUGCCUAAUCGCGAAGCUGCAGAGAAAUUAGCUGCAUUAGCUGCUGCUGGAAAUGUAAAUAGUCAGUUGAUUGGACAUCUACGAAAGCAACAACUGGAGAGACAACAGCAGAGCGAAGUUAUGCCACCCAAUCACAAGGACGAGAGUUAUCAAGAUACUCAAGAGCAACAAGAGCAGCAGCAACAACAACAACAACAACAACAACAAUAUGAAUCACAGUAUGAGCAGCAACAGCAAUAUCAUCAGCAACGUAUUCAUCAUGAACAGGCUGAAAAUGAAAAACGUGAUAAACAACGUUUUCUACAACAACAACAACAACAACAUCGACGAAGGUUAAACCAACAAAAUCUUAAUCAAGAAAAACGACCCUUACGAAUAAUGGUACCCGAUGACGAAGAAUACGUGAACGAUUCUGAUUCACAGAACGAAGAGAAAAUAGAGUAUGAAUACGAGAUUGACGAAGGUGACACGAAGGAUUCUCGAACUACCACCUCGUCGAACGAACGACUUUAUGAACAAAAUUCGAAAUAUGAAUUUGGUACACGACUCAGAUCUAAGACUGGAAAAUGAAAAUAUUUAUUAAUAUAAUAUUUGUAUAUGAUGAUUAUUUAUCGACAAAUUUUAGGAUACUGUUAACAGGUGAUUUCCAUACUCGAAAUGAUU